Messenger RNA from Nicotiana tabacum (common tobacco), 1492 nucleotides. NCBI's taxonomy places the organism in Eukaryota, Viridiplantae, Streptophyta, Magnoliopsida, Solanales, Solanaceae. The record is from RefSeq and is a predicted model, not a curated record.
AAUACUUGGUAAAAAAGCAGAUAGUUCCGCUUGCCUCGAAAGUGGUGAACCGCAAUCCAACUGCCGUGGUCAGCCCAUAGCUUCCCGGCAACCAUGUUUGGAUUCACCAAAUUAUUGCCAUAAUUAAGCUCCCAGCGGCAGCAGACCCCUAAAUUAUUCUUGUCAUGGGUCUUCCUGAAGUGGUCGAUGUUGCCCGCAAUUAUGCCGUCAUGGUCAGAAUUCAAGGCCCGGACCCGAAGGGUCUAAAAAUGCGAAAACAUGCUUUCCACCUGUACAAUUCUGGGAAGACGACACUAUCAGCAUCUGGGAUGCUUUUGCCCAGUUCCUUUGUUAAUGCUUCAGUGUCUAAGCAGAUUCAAGGUGAAAGCAAGUUGCACUCUUUUGGAGGUCACUUCUUGGUUUUAACUGUUGGUUCUGUUAUUGAGCCAUUUGUUGUACAACAGGAUAGAGGGGACAUAUCAAAGGAUAAGCCGGAGCUGAUUCCUGGUACUCAAAUUGAUAUACUGCGGGAGGGAGGAAAUACAUUGCAGAAUGAUAUCAAAGUGACUAACAAUGAGGGUUUGAACUGGCUACCUGCAGAACUCCUAAGAGUGGUUGAAAUCCCUGUGUCAUCUGCUGCUGUCCAGUCCUUAGUUGAAGGUUCGUCUAGUUCAAUUGAACAUGGGUGGGAGGUUGGUUGGUCCCUAGCUGCCUAUGGAAAUUCCCGUCAAUCAUUUACUAACAAUAAGCGGACACAGGGUUCUGUUUUUUCUUUUCUCUUUUCUGGCAUAAGAGCAGUAUGGAUUUGAACUAAGAUGUGUUGCACACCACUUACUUCUUCGAGUUGUGGAACAUGCAAGUUUCCUCCAUAUAUUUAGCAUUAAUUGCAUUAUCAGUUGAGUUGUUUCCAAGCAGAACCUUUUAUAUGUUCUAUAACCUCUUUUCAUAGGAGAAUAAAGGAAAUUCAUGUAAUGAGUUCCUUAUUUCAUGCUCCCUAUAUUUACAAUAGAGUGACAUCAUAUUGUUUCAUGUCUCUACUCAUGCCAAAAUAGUUGCCUCUUUAUCAUCAUAGAAUGUCUCACCACCUAAUUCCAAUUCAAAGAUUAAUGAUUGGAUAUCACCUCCCCGCGUCUGAAUACAAGGUAGUCUACCACCCCUAAAACUUGGAGGCAUUUCUUAAAAUAAUUCAUAUUAUGAACUCCAACUCAGUAAGCUACUCCGGUUACAUAUUUGUAAUUGUAUAAGCAUUCGGCAGUGUUAUUGGAAAGGAGCACAUUUGAGUCUCACGCUGUCAAGUGCAAAAUGGCAUGACAUAAGGAACUCUUACCGUGGUGUUCUUCGACGAUGGCAUCUCCAAUUGUCCCUAGCACUAUGUUCAAGAUGGCCCAAGCAAUGUUUGCACAAAGUAUUCUAGUCUUCAUAGCCAAAGGUCUAUGAGAUGAUAGUCUCAAAGGACCACGGAGAUUGAUUUUGUAGAUUGACUAUUUUUUUAACAGGAACUGUCAACUUAUAA